Acinonyx jubatus (cheetah) is the source of this 1030-nucleotide messenger RNA. RefSeq names its product tetraspanin-5-like. The record is from RefSeq and is a predicted model, not a curated record. NCBI's taxonomy places the organism in Eukaryota, Metazoa, Chordata, Mammalia, Carnivora, Felidae. Gene Ontology annotation, cellular component: membrane. Gene Ontology annotation, biological process: protein maturation; protein localization to plasma membrane; regulation of vascular endothelial growth factor signaling pathway.
AUGGAGGGUCAUCUUCGAAAAGGAGAGCUACUGGCAAGAGGUGUCAACUCCUCGAAGGUUAUCGGCAGGAGGCUUCCAUUCAUUGCCACGUGGGUCUCUUCACAGAACUGCUUCAGCGAACCCACAACAGGGCCUCUGGUUUUUCCAAGAGCAGUUGAUCCAAGACUGGGGGACGGGAAUGACAGCGCCUUUUAUAUCCAUGGUUCUCAGACUCUGGUGUCCAUUGAAUCGCCUGAGGGGCUUAUUAAAAUACAGAUUGCUGUGGCCCAUCUGCAAGAGGAUGGCAUGUACAUUACAGUGACUUCAGAUUCCAGGACGUCUUUACUUGGAGCGCUACGGGAAAACACCUUCCUUCUCAAGUUCUUUUCUGUGUUCCUGGGAAUUAUUUUCUUCCUGGAGCUCACUGCUGGGGUUCUGGCAUUUGUUUUCAAAGACUGGAUCAAAGACCAGCUGUAUUUCUUUAUAAACAACAACAUCAGAGCGUACAGAGAUGACAUUGAUUUACAGAACCUCAUAGACUUCACCCAGGAAUAUUCCAAUGCAAGUCGAGAGCGAUGCGGUGUGCCAUUCUCCUGCUGUACUAAAGACCCUGCAGAAGAUGUCAUCAACACUCAGUGUGGCUAUGAUGCCAGGCAAAAACCAGAAGUUGACCAGCAGAUUGUUAUCUACACGAAAGGCUGUGUGCCCCAGUUUGAGAAGUGGUUGCAGGACAAUUUAACCAUCGUGGCUGGUAUUUUCAUAGGCAUUGCAUUGCUACAGAUUUUUGGGGUCUGCCUGGCCCAGAAUUUGGUUAGUGAUAUUGAAGCUGUCAGGGCUAGCUGGUAGGGCCCCGGCAAUGCUGCUGCAAAACACUGGACAGACCCAGCCUUCCUGCCCCUCCAGCGUGCCCAACCCAAUCCAUGCUGCACGGACCCUGAUCACAGAGGCAUCUUGCAAUCCCACCUGAUGGAGCUGCCAAGAACUUGGUUUGGGGGAGGGGGAUGGUGCAACUGGGAAAUGCUGCUCACUGACAGAAUUAAACAGAUAACCA